Lytechinus pictus (painted urchin) is the source of this 2338-nucleotide messenger RNA. RefSeq lists its product as uncharacterized. The record is from RefSeq and is a predicted model, not a curated record. NCBI's taxonomy places the organism in Eukaryota, Metazoa, Echinodermata, Echinoidea, Temnopleuroida, Toxopneustidae. Bases 935 to 2320 code for a protein of 461 amino acids. The transcript has 2 exons.
UUCCUCACCAUCAAGCCCUUUUAGGCUCAGGCUUAUCCAAUGUAGCUUGUGAUAUAACAUUGUCCUCAGUUAGUAAUCCUUGUGUGGUGUAACAUGAAUAAGAUUGUCAAUGUUUGGCUUUUUUUCUCUUGAUCAUCAGAUGUGAUAGUGCUUGAUUUUUUGGCACAUCAGUUUUUAUUUUACUACAGUUGUCGACUAGAUCUUUAUCAUAAAAAAUAUGCCUUGGCCCAAAACUAAAUUGAAUUCUUGAAAUUAAUUUUUGUCUCGUCUGCAUAGCAGAGUGAGACUAUAGCUAGGUGCAGCUUUUCUGUUGCGGUGGCGGUUUCGUCAAUUGUCAACACCAAAUCUUAACCGAAGGUUAAUUUUUUAAAUGUCAUGAGUUAGAAAGUAUAUGGGCCUAGUUCAUGAAACUUGGACAUAAGAGUAAUCAAGUAUUACUGAACACCCUGCCUGAAUUUUAGGUGACAUGACGACGGUCAAAGGUUAUUUAGGGUCAAUGAACUUUGGCCAUGUGGGAGGUAUUUGUUGAUUUCCCUCAUAACUUUGAAAGUUUAUGGAUCUGGUUCAUCAAACUUGGACACAAUAAGAGUAAUCAAGUUUCAAUGAACAUCCUUUGUUAGUUUCAGGUCACAUGACCAAUAUCAAAGGUCAUUUAGGGUUAAUGAACUUAGAUUAUGUUGGGGGAAUUUUCAUGAAUUGCCAUCAUAACUUUGAAAGUUUAUAGGUCUAGUUUAUGAAACUUAAUCAGAUAAUGUGUUUCAAUGCUUAUUUUUUUCAGUAUGUAUUCAUUCAUAUUAAUCCUGUAUAUUGUUUAUUGUCUUGUAAUUCUUUUUAUUUGUAAUUCAUGUUCAUUUCAGUUUGUACUGCAAGACAUGAUGUUUUUCAUAAAAUCCAUUUAUCUUGAUUCUUGUUUACAGGAGAUUGCACAUUCAAGAUGAGCCAUCCAGCCAAAAAGCGUGUACUGCAGAAGUAUAGAAAAGAAUAUUCAGAGAAAUUUCCUGUACUUACUACUUCAAAACUCGGAGAACAUUUUACGUACUGCACAUUGUGUUCAGUGGACGUGAACGUUGGCCACGGGGGAAUCAGUGAUAUACAACGACAUAUAGACUCAAAAAAGCAUAGAACUAAUGCAGAGGCUACUAAAGGAAAGCCACUUACAUCAUAUUUCACAACAACUUCAGAUGUAAGCGUUAUUAAUGCGGAGGUUUCGUUUACUGAGUUCAUCAUUGAACAUAGUAUUCCACUUAGUGUGGCAGACCACUGUGGAAAACUAUUUAAGAAGAUGUUCCCGGAUUCUCAGAUUGCUCAAAAGUAUGCAUGUGGCCGAACGAAGACCAGUUACAUUGUUGAUACUCUCGGGAAAGACAGCCAGAAAAGAAUUCUGAAUAGCAUCAGGGAGUCGCCGUUCAGCAUGGCCACUGAUGGUAGUACCGAUUAUGAAGAUGUUAAGUUAUACCCAGUGUGUGUGAGAUACUUUGAUCCCAAAGAAGGACAAGUCAUGUCUGUACUUCUGUCACUCACGGAGUGUGCCAAGCCAUCAACUGGAGAAAAUAUCUUCCUGCUUCUUCAAAAUGAAAUGGACAAGUUCGAAAUUCCCUGGAAAAACCUUGUGUGUUUUUCUGCUGAUAAUGCAUCGGUGAUGCUUGGAAAGGUGAAAGGAGUUUCUGCGUUCCUACAGAAAAAAACACCAUCCUUGUAUGUUGCAGGCUGCCCUUGUCACCUGAUGCACAUUGCUGCAGAGAGAGCAUCAAAACAUCUUCCAGUCAAGAUUGAUGAUCUACUCAUAGACAUUUUCUAUCAUCUGGAAAAAAGUAGUAAGAGGAAGCAGUCAUUUAAAGCCCAUCAGGAGAAGACAGGUGCCCCUCCUCAUAAGAUACUGAAACAUGUCAGCACUCGUUGGCUGUCUCUUGGACAUUGCAUUGCAAGAUUACUUGAACAAUGGGAUGCAUUACUAUCAUUCUUCACAGAAGAAGUUGCCAAAGAGAAAACUACAAACAAAAAGCAUGUUGAACAGGGCUCAUCAUUGUCAAAGCCUGCCUCCCUGACACCAAUGAGUGAUACUACUGCUGUCAAACAGAAGUCGGCUGUACUGCCUUGCACCAAGCGACCAAUGACUGAAGGUGGAAAUCCUGCAAAAAACAAGAAACAGAAGUCUUUGUCUUGCCUGCCUGGCUCUAAGAAACCAGUAACUUCAUCUGCCAAGCCCAGCAAGAAAAAAGACAUUGCAACUUCACAGUGCCAAGAUACAUCAAGUUCUCAGAAAGCUACAAACAAGGAGCAUGCUGAACUGGGCUUUUCAUUGUCAAAGGCGCCUCCCUGACACCAAUGAGUGAUACUA